AGCUGACCGGACCUACCAAUGGAACUUGUAUCAAUGAAAGACUGGUAAUUUCAGGACAAAAUAUGAAUGAUAUAAUUCCCACAAUUUGUGGCUAUAAUACAGGACAGUCCAUUUACGUAGACGUUUCGACGAUGUCAGGACCUCUUCAGUUGAUGGUUCUAUCGAAUGUUUCUUAUAGAAAAAGAUUUCGAUUUCGUAUUUGCCAGUAUGCAGAUUCAUGUUUGGAGCCUACCAGUAAUUGUUUACAAUAUUAUACUGGAGUUACAGGAACGAUUUCUUCUUUCAACUACGAUCAAGUUUCAAUGUUCAAUAGAAGUGUUCCUGUAUAUUUUAAUAAUUUGAACUACGCCAUUUGCAUAAGACGAGAAGCAGGUUUCUGUUCGAUCACUUAUACAAAUGUCAGGAAUGGAGUAGAAUAUCCAUUUGAACUCCGUAACGUAGGUAAUGAUGGUGUUUCAACUUUACCAAGAGGAAUCGCUGGUGUAGAUACCAUUGAUUGUCCAGAUGAUUAUAUUGUGGUCGCAGGAACGAGAUUAUGUGGUUACAAAUUCAAUGAUGGAUCGAAUUCAAAUUUUACAGUUAAUGCACCGGUUACAGAUACUAACGCAGGUCCAAUUGUCAUACCAGUCAGGACCAACUCCGCUGUAACUGGUUUGGGUUUCAAGUUAUUUUACACCCAAAAUCGUUGUAUUACAUGAUAAUAUUGACAUGGAGCGUCAUGAAACAUUGUUAUAUUUAUUCAGAGAAGAAUUUAUUUAUGAUAAUAUUAACAAUUAUGUAAUUAAAAUAUUGGAAAUAU
Molecule: messenger RNA, 799 nt
Organism: Leptinotarsa decemlineata (Colorado potato beetle)
Lineage: Eukaryota; Metazoa; Arthropoda; Insecta; Coleoptera; Chrysomelidae
Source: RefSeq, a predicted model, not a curated record